AUGGAACUUUGUGAGAGGCUGAACGCUUUUACACAAAUUGCUCGGAUAGCUUCUAACAAGAUCUUGCUUGCAGAUGAAGAUACUGAAGACGACCCUGAACAAACGGGGUCCUCUACUGCGGUCGACCCGUCGCUUCUGCCAGCGGACGAAGUGGAGGUCGAGGUGCUGACCUCUCCCAUCGCGGGUCCUAGCGGGGCCACUCAAAGAGUUGAUGUCGAGGACGACACCUCGCCAGGAGAGGCCGUGUAA
Molecule: messenger RNA, 249 nt
Organism: Arctia plantaginis
Lineage: Eukaryota; Metazoa; Arthropoda; Insecta; Lepidoptera; Erebidae
Source: the annotation of a GenBank genome assembly